This is a messenger RNA of Canis lupus familiaris (dog), 835 nucleotides long. RefSeq names its product keratin-associated protein 2-3-like. The record is from RefSeq and is a predicted model, not a curated record. The coding region runs from base 47 to 478 and encodes 143 amino acids. The transcript has a single exon. Lineage: Eukaryota; Metazoa; Chordata; Mammalia; Carnivora; Canidae. Gene Ontology annotation, cellular component: keratin filament.
CCAAAUCCUCUCACCAGUCCAGACCUAAACAGCCCCACACAUCACCAUGUCUGGCUCCUGUUGUGGUUCCAUCUGCUCCUCCCAGGGCUGUGGCACAGAAUGCUGCCAGCCCUCCUGCUGCCAGCCCUCCUGCCAGCCCUCCUGCUGCCAGCCCUGCUGCUGCCGCGACCCCUGCUGCUGCCGCCCCGUGAGCUGCCAGACCACCGUGUGCCGCCCCGUGACCUGCACCUGCCGCUGCACGCGCCCCAUCUGUGAGCCCUGCCGCCGCCCUGUGUGCUGUGACCCCUGCUCCCUGCAGGAGGGCUGCUGCCGCCCCAUCAGCUGCUGCCCCACGUCCUGCACUGCCGUGGUCUGCCGCCCCUGCUGCUGGGCCUCCACCUGCUGCCAGCCCAUCUCUGUGCAGGCGCCCUGCUGCCGCCCCUCCUGCUGCCAGCCUGCCCCCUGCCGCACCACCUGCAGGACCUCCCCCUGCUGCUGAAACCCCCACCAUCUCCAAAGAGCAACUCACUGGAGCCUAAGCACCUAUUCUGCAUUUUAAGAAAGUGGAAAAAAAAAAAGAAAGUGGAAAGAAAAAUAGAUAUUUUUCAUAAAGCAACAAUAGUCAUUUUUACAUCCCACCAUUUGGAUACACAAGCAGAUAUCCAUUGCCACCCUCAGCCAAAUUACCAAGUGCCUCCAUAAGCAGAAAACACCAUGGAUGGUAAAUCUUUCUUCAGAAGUCCUCAGAGUGGACUCUGCAAACCCAUCCUGAAUUCCGAAGGCAGCUCAAACCCUCCCUGCCACCUUUUGCAAUGUGCUGUUUGCUUGUUUUCAAUAAAUUAAUUUUUCCUGUAAA